CAGUGUGGAUCUGGAGAGACACAGGAGCGUGUCAGUCAUUGAUAUUGAAGAGUGUAUUAGAGUUUAGCUCAGAGACCCAGACUGGGGAGGUAGAGGUCAAAGGUGUUGGGGAAGGGACAGAGUCAGUCCCUUUGCACCAGAUACAUUUACAGAGCAACCUGGUCUCUGGACUAGUCACGAUUGGGGUGAGGUCCGAAUUACCGAUGAAAGACGUGGAAGUCUUGCUCGGUAAUGACAUCGCCGGAGGAAUCGUGUUCCCAGUCGUGAGAUUGACGGGUCAGCCUGCCAGCAUGGAGGCCCCGCCCGCGAUGGUGAAUUUGGCUGAAACAUUUCUGCCAACCUUGUAUGAGACAGGGUGUAGUGAGAUAAGAGGUAGUGAGGGAGCUGGGACGGACGUAGCAGUAGCCGGGAAAGAAUUUGUGCAGACGCAGGAGCGAGACGAGGGGCUGAUGGUUUUUGCCGAGACCGCUCUCUCUGACACAGCCUUGACAAGCUAUUGUGCGGAGGAGGAGGUGCUAAGGAAGAAAGGGAAAUCAAGUACAGUACCCGCAGAUGAGGAAUGGGGGGUGGUGCAAAAGAGUUAUGGGGAUGAGGUUUUUAACAUGGCCCACGAGGUACCCCCCGGUGGACAUUUUGCGGUGCUGGAGGAAACAGUUGGUGGAAUCAUGAAAGAGAGUUACCGGCUGCCCAGGGGGAAAAAUGUUAUUGAUCAUGACCGACGCGAACUGAGACGGUCACCGGCUUUUGAUAUGCUAACAAACCUAGUCGGUGUUAGCGUGGAAAUCAAUGAAGCUAGGGGCCCCUUGAUAAGAGAAAAAAACCAUUUUGAAAAGAUUAGGAUGGGAUCGGUCAGAUGGGAGAAGGCUAUUGUUUUGGCCAGGUCUACUGAUAAGGUCUCUCCCUUAAUCCCCGAAGGAGUAAUUAAACGACUCGCACCCAUGUGUUUGAUUGUCCCGAGGAAAUGCAAAGAACUGGGACGUUGGGUUAUGUCUGUUACAAUAGGGCAGCCAAGCAAACAACACCCAUAUUUUUCGAGUAAUUCAGUGACUAAAGGGCUGAUGAACACAGAGGUGUGUAUUGGCAAUUUAAUACGGCUGUCUGAAGCCAGCGUGAUAGUGAGCCUUGGAAAAAAUGAAUUCGGCCACACGAAGGUCACUUACCUGGGAAUUGUGGUGACACAGGGGCAGCUGGCAGUGAUGCAAGCUACAGUGCAGGCUAUCGCUGACCUCCCAACCCCGACAGACAAGAGGGCCCUCAGAAGGCUUUUGGAGAUGGUGGGGUACUGCAGGAAGUUUUGCAAUAACUCUGCGGUCAAUACCCGUCCCCCUCCUACUAAGCCCUUGCGAGAGAAAAUUGAGUCGGAAUGGGACGACCCUUGUUAUUGUGGUCCGGGACAAAACCAAAUGAGAGGUUACAUUGGUCGCAAUUCAUCAGUGUUUUUGGCCACUAUGAAGUUUGCUGAGUUGGAGCCUGGUCUAAGGGAUUAUUAAUAACACGUGUAAAAGGAACAGAAAAUGUGAUGACUGUCUGUCAAGGUGUUGACAGCUUCAAAUUCUCUGUAUUAGCUAAAUAACUGUUAAAGAUGUAUAUUGUGUAUGUAUCAGAUAAUGUAGUCAUGUUUGUAAUUUUUACCUCCCGGUAAAAAUCCUUA
Molecule: messenger RNA, 1651 nt
Organism: Mobula hypostoma (lesser devil ray)
Lineage: Eukaryota; Metazoa; Chordata; Chondrichthyes; Myliobatiformes; Myliobatidae
Exons: 2
Coding region: 204-1490 (428 amino acids)
Source: RefSeq, a predicted model, not a curated record